This is a messenger RNA of Giardia duodenalis, 2370 nucleotides long. RefSeq lists its product as uncharacterized. The record is from RefSeq and is a predicted model, not a curated record. The transcript has a single exon. Gene Ontology annotation, molecular function: protein binding. NCBI's taxonomy places the organism in Eukaryota, Fornicata, Diplomonadida, Hexamitidae. The coding region runs from base 1 to 2370 and encodes 789 amino acids.
AUGCAGAUAGGUUGCGUGGGUCCCGCGGUGCCCACGCUUUUCCCAAUAGACCUGCACAUGCACAAUGCAGAAAUCUAUGCAGAGACAGACAUAUCCGUACCCCGUCUAUCUCCAGUUGCAGAAGCAGGACGGGUCUAUUUUCGAGUCGGCAAAGAAGUUAUUUACUGGUGCUCCAAAACCGGGGUGUUUGGCUCUCUUUGCGAACAUGCUUCAUCCGUUAUAUGUAUUGCUGCGGGAUCUGGACGUAUCUAUUCGGCUGACGAAAGUUCCAUUUUUUGCUGGAACUUGAACACUCAUACCAAGCUAGCGGAGAUAUCCGUUAAGAACACUGCACUCUUAUGGGCUUGUGGAGAUAUACUGCUUAUUAUAGGGAUGCAUUUCGCUCGGAGCUACAAGCUUUCAGAAAAUAUCCUUUCUCUGUUUCACGACCUUCCACUAGCCCCUCAAAUGACUCUGGGCACUAUUAUUUCAGCAGGAGUGGUGCAGACUGAUACGUUAUAUAGCUAUUUUUUGGUAGUACAAGUCCAAGAAGAUCAGGAGAUUGACAACUAUGUUCACAUAUGGACUACCCGAAGCCCUUUCAAUCACGCCUCAAGCGCUGCUCAAAGUAGGAUUGCAAUGCGCGAUGUCUUUCCGCAAUUCACUGAGCACGUAGAGCGGACGGAUUUACCUCUAUUAACAGAUCUCGAGCUAAGAUCUGUCAAAGCUAGGUACAGACAGCAUUUAACAGUCCAAUCAGCAUCCAUCCCAUGUGAUCAAUCUAAUUCUAUGGUACAAUUGACAAGUGAUAAAACAUUAUCGGCAUCCUCCAGACAAUUACCUGGUACCCGGGGGCGCACAGUCCUUGAUGUGAGAGUUUUGCUUUCAAACCAUGUGCUCUGUGUGUGCAAGGACAUGCUCUACCUAUACGGUUCUGAUUGGUCAAUUCUUUCUCGCAAAGACUUGGCGGGAGAUACCGUUUUGGCCAGCUACAUUCACCUAGAAAACAACUACUUAGUAGUGGGUCACGUAUCAGGAUAUGUUUCUAUAUAUAAUUGUACAUCUCUUGCUCUUAUCACCACCUUAGAUCUCCGACAGCAUGCACGUGUCAACGGAGCUAUUCUGGCAGUUGCUUUCUUGGAUAUAAAUAGCUAUCCAAAUGUGUUUGUAGUCUUUAGGAUAGGCGCAGUAUUUCUUGGUGAUAUUGCAUCACGUUCCAUUGCACCUUGCCUUGGACUUUGCACGCACCCAGCCUUCAUUAUUCCCUUUCGAGACCUUUGUCUUGUUACAACUGGCACUACCACGUUAAGAAUUAUUAGUUUCCAGACAUCUUUUAGUCCUAAGCUGCACGUCUACGUGCCCAGAUCCUUCUUUCUUGAACCAAGUUUCCACGGUCCCUGCUUAGAUUUUGUUAUAGAUCCCUACUACCAACACUACGCCUUUAUUGUUACUGACACACAUCUAAUUCUUUUAGAAGCACUAAUGCAUCGUCCGGAUGAAUCGAGAUCUAUGGAGUCUUACUUCAGGCUUAAGCAUAUAAGGAAAUGCAGUAAAAAGGGCCUUACGUUUGAUAGCAACAGCUACCAAGCUGGAUGUUUUGUUGCUGGCCCUCUUGCGCCUACUCAAAAGGAUCUGUCUCAGAAUGCAGUACUGAUGAACCAGGAGGAAAACAUGCCACUUUGGAUUUGCCUUCUAACGGACCAAGAACUACAUCUGCUCUCUGUUCCUGCUUUAGAUAGUCUGGCCGCUUACAGCCUUUUCUCAAGAAAGUGCACAUUCAACGCAUUGACUUCUUUUUUGGCAUGCGACAGAGGUGUGGCAUAUGGUGACUAUCUCUUGCUUUCUACCCGUUACCAGAAGUCCGUUUCUGUCCUCGCUACAACUGCAGAGCCACCAUAUAUUCGUAUAUGUGGAGUGUACUCCUUGGCAUCCAUGACCCUCUCGUGUGCUGCUGUUCAUCCUUCAUCGAUGUAUACCGUAAUAGUGCAUGAUGUUGGUGUUGGGCUUUAUACUCUACCGGAUUGCAAGUUAGUGUCUGUAUCUGCGCAUAAGAUCUUUGACGAAGGCGAGCACACUAUCUACUUUGACCCAGUGGGUGCCUAUUUCUUGGUGUCCACAGUUUUUCAUAAGCACAAUGCGUCUACACUUACCAUUUAUGAAUUUGGUACAGGGUCAGUGCACUGUUCGCUAGAUUUUAAUGGAAGGAUAAGACAGAUUGUAUUUAGUAGUGAUGUACACGCCAUCUUAUCUGAUGACAGAGGAAAUAUGUAUGAGCUACUAUACGACAUUCCAAUGAUUGCAGUGAUAACCGAUAUGAAGAAACACCUUAAGAGUUCAAAUAACUCUGUUACGUAUCUGUGGGCUGCAAUGGACGAUGUGAAGUGGGACUAA